Messenger RNA from Drosophila rhopaloa, 651 nucleotides. RefSeq lists its product as uncharacterized. The record is from RefSeq and is a predicted model, not a curated record. Gene Ontology annotation, molecular function: nucleic acid binding. The transcript has a single exon. Bases 1 to 651 code for a protein of 216 amino acids. Lineage: Eukaryota; Metazoa; Arthropoda; Insecta; Diptera; Drosophilidae.
AUGAUCGCCCAGUACGUGGAAAUUGGGCAGAACACCUGGGAUAUGUUGCUACUAGAACUCUCACUCGCGAUCAACACAAGUGUCUCGGAAUCGACCGGGUAUAGCCCAGCCUUUCUCCUACAAGCUAGAGAACCACAGCUACCCGGAUCCUGGUACGACAGCGUAACUCCCGGAACAGUAACGACGUCCUCGAGCCCAUCAGAGAGAGAGGAACGCCUGAAGGAGAUCUUCCAGAUCGUGCGGAACAAUCUCCAAAAAGCCAGCCGAGAACAGGGGAGACAUUAUAACCUGCGUCGUCGAACCUGGAAGCCCGAAAUGGGAUCACUGGUCCUCGUGCGACAACAUCAUCUGUCUAAAGCAGCAGAAGUGUUCGCAGCAAAGCUCGCCCCAAAGUUUGACGGACCGUAUAAAGUGGUCGCUUUCCCGUCACCCAACGUCGUCCGAAUCCGCCUACCUGGCCAGCGGAAGGGGCGACUUGCUAAUAUUGGAGACUUAAAAGCGUUCUUUUCUUCUUCCACAGGUAACCCCGAGGAUGAAGACAGCGAAACUCCCAGAGAGGACACCGGCGACCAAUCCGGGCAGCCCCAGAGUCCGAACCAACCGACCGCCAUUAGCAACGAGGGGUCCCCGCUAAGUUUAAAUUUGUCAUAG